GGAAAGGACAACACAGAGGGCCAGGGAAACAAGAUUUGGCUCCAGUUGUCCACGCUGGGAAAGGGAAUCUGUACUGCUUGGAAGCACUGAGUAGUGAAACGAGAAGCACUCCCAUGUGAGCGUUCUGCCCCAAUUUGUCCCUGUAGAACAUUCUUCAGAAAUGCUGGAAGACACCGGAGACAGAGCCCUCUGGGCUGGCUGUUCUAGGACUUCCUGGACACGAUUCUUCUGGUCGGAUGUGGGCAGACGAGGGAGGACAGUGGUGGUGGGAUGCAGCUCUUGGGCAUACUCCAGUUCUGUCUGCUCUUAGACGCUGGAAUACAGAGCCCUGGCCUGUAUGCCAGGAACAUCUGCUCCUCCUGUCAUAAAGCAUCCUUAGCAACCACCCAGCCUAGGUCACAGAUGGGGAGGACAGAGACCCCUGUCCUUGAUGGUUCCUGGUACAUUCUGUUCUGAAGACAUUCAGGCAGGAAUUGCAGCUAAGGGGUUUGAACCUCAGCAUCCUCAGCAUGGCUGUAUCAUACCGGGAGCCGCUCUCUGAGAUGGUGGGAAAGCGCAUGGUGGUCACAGGUCCAGACUACAUAAAAGAUCACUUGGCUAAAGUUCACCAGCAUACCACCUAUAUAGGAGAAAAGCGCCCAGCACUAGAGAAAACUGGAGAUCUCAAGUAUUUAUGGAGAUCUGCCCUAAACCGGAGCCUACCAGCAAAAUAUAAACAUGAGUAUGUUGGUGAAGUUGGAUGGGGGAUACCAGAGUACAGUUUCAUCAACGGAUCAAGACUGGAGAGUGGCUUUCACAUCAAGGCUGGAGAACUAAGUUGUUGGCAGACCGACAAACUAAGCCACCGUUAUCAAAACCCAUGGCAACCGAGGCCUUCAGUCCUGGAUAAGCAGAGAGGAUACAGUCGUGGCUUUCUUGCCUGGAAUAUGAGUGAUUACGAAGACUCUGAACAGAGACACUCCAAAAGGGCUCUUCUUGUUCAAGAGAGUAAAUCACCAAGGCCCGUUCUGCCCAUCAAGCUGCCCAAGCUGCCAAGGAAGGAAGAGAAGAAAAGGAAACUCAAGAUCCAGAGUAAGAAAAAAUCAGAGUGCUUCUAGGAAAAAAGAUCAUAAUUGCCCUGAGUACUUCUGCUACCCCUGGGGACAGACAUCCUAUCCUGCAAGAGCAUGCUUCAGUUAAGGGCCAAAUAAAGACUUAUAUGAAAGGCAUUGCCAGUUUUUACACCAUAAUAUUGUCUGUCACUGACACAUACCAAUAAAUACCUGUUUCCUGGUA
Messenger RNA from Peromyscus maniculatus bairdii (prairie deer mouse), 1275 nucleotides. NCBI's taxonomy places the organism in Eukaryota, Metazoa, Chordata, Mammalia, Rodentia, Cricetidae. The record is from RefSeq and is a predicted model, not a curated record.